This is a messenger RNA of Corythoichthys intestinalis (scribbled pipefish), 2364 nucleotides long. RefSeq names its product v-crk avian sarcoma virus CT10 oncogene homolog (gene crk). Gene Ontology annotation, molecular function: signaling adaptor activity; receptor tyrosine kinase binding. The transcript has 3 exons. Gene Ontology annotation, biological process: cell migration; signal transduction. NCBI's taxonomy places the organism in Eukaryota, Metazoa, Chordata, Actinopteri, Syngnathiformes, Syngnathidae. The coding region runs from base 312 to 1265 and encodes 317 amino acids. The record is from RefSeq and is a predicted model, not a curated record.
UCCGCCAUUUCAGUUUUUGAACUUAGUUGUCAUCGGACGUUAUCUUAUUCAUGAAAUUCCGAGCCUGAAACUUGCGCUAUUUCUUACACUUGGACUAGAAAGUAAUCGUUAAGACGUCAAGAAUCCGUUAGUUUUGGCGGCCGAGCAUUUGUGGCAGUCAAUUGAUGCGCAAUCGGCCAGCUGCGGAUGUCGUGUGUUUACUAAACGUGCUCGAGGCGCUAAAGUUUUGUAUGAGUUGAAGGCUUGGCGUGUGGAUAGCGGGAGGGAGAGCAGGGAAGGCCCGACGACGCCUCGGCUUCAGAGUGCUGAUCAUGGCCGGCAAUUUUGACGCGGAGGACCGCGCCACUUGGUACUGGGGUCGCUUGAGCAGGCAGGAGGCUGUGUCGCUGUUGCAGGGGCAGAGGCACGGCGUGUUUCUGGUGCGGGACUCCAUCACCAGCCCUGGCGACUACGUACUCUCGGUGUCGGAGAACUCCAAGGUCUCGCAUUAUAUCAUCAACAGCAUCAGCAAUAACCGGCAAUCCGGUCCAGCAAGUUUGUCGCAUCCAAGGUUUCGUAUUGGUGACCAGGAGUUUGACGCACUCCCUGCUUUGCUAGAGUUCUACAAAAUUCACUACUUGGACACCACCACCCUAAUAGAACCCAUCAACAAGUCCAAACACACAUCCUUUAUCAGCGUCGGUGCAGGUGGUGCCCCUCCACCCCGCCUGGAGGAUGAGUACGUUAGAGCGCUUUUCGAUUUCCCCGGCAACGACGACGAGGACCUGCCAUUUCGGAAAGGGGAUAUCCUCCGCGUUCUUGAGAAGCCAGAAGAGCAGUGGUGGAACGCUCAGAACUCUGAUGGGCGAGCAGGGAUGAUCCCGGUGCCGUACGUGGAGAAGUACCGUCCGACGUCUCCGAGUUCGGCAGUUGCUUCCGGUGUACCUGUUUCAGGCCCCCCAGGAGGCAUUGGAAUGUUAGGGAACUCUGACGGAUCCGCGUCCCAGCCGGGUGCACCACUAAUGGGAGAUCCCAGCCAGUAUGCCCAACCUACACCCCUCCCAAACCUCCAGAAUGGACCUGUCUUUGCCAGGGCCAUACAGAAGAGGGUGCCCAAUGCAUAUGACAAGACUGCGUUGGCUUUGGAGGUGGGCGACAUGGUGAAAGUGACUAAAAUAAACGUGAACGGCCAGUGGGAAGGCGAAUGUAAAGGAAAACGUGGCCACUUUCCCUUCACACACGUCAAACUCCUGGACCAGCACAAUGCCGAGGAUGAACUUAGCUGAGAGUGGACUGGCGGGUGCGAACCGGACACUAGUGUUAGACCCUGCCUCACACCCCUAACGCCUGCUCUACCUGCAUCAAGUAAAGUUUCUCACGAUCACACAGAAAAACAACCAACAGAUUCCACUACAUCUUUCUGACAGGCGCUCUGUACCAACGCUCUGACUGACUAAAUGCAAAAUGAAAGCCAUUCAUUUUGUAACAGUUUAACCUCCCCAUAGUGACACGAGACAUCGCUUCUCACUCCUCAGGACACUAGUCACAACACAACUUGGCCAUUUCCUCAUCCUGUGUUUGAGCAUGUAGAUAAAACUCGGCACUGCAUCAUUUUUCACCCUCCUCUCAUCCUCAAGGGCUUUAUUUAAGAUUGGUGGAAAAAACAAAUCCAAAUGUAAAGACAAAGACACUAAUAUUAUUUUUUCUUUAUUUCCCUUCUAAUCAUCAUAAAUUAUCUCCACAACGAUUGUGCUGGAGUGAGGUAUUUGCUAAGGAAACCCCAUUUAAUUCUGUUAGGACUCUCACUUUUGUUUACAUUAUGAAAAAUGUUCUUAACUCUUAAGUUAAUGACAAAAUAUUAAUUCGAGCUUUUCUAUGUACAAAAUCAAGGUUUAAGCGAUCAAUUAGUGUAUUUGAAAGUGAACAAUUAUGAGCCAUUUCACUGAAACCACACAAAAAAAAUUGAAAAUAUUUUGUUUUCUGUUUUUACAUUUUCUAAAACUAAAAAUACACACAAAUAACAAUUAGAAUCGGUGAAGUAAUCACAUUAUCCCCUUCAAAUUGGAUAGAAUUUAAGAUGAUGAAAUCUGAGAAAAUAGCAACAGAAAAUAUACAAUCUAGAGAGCCAUGUUUGGUUUUUAAAAGUCCUUAGUUACCAACCUUUAUUAAAAUACACAGAUACCUGACCCAUCAUUUUCUUAAUCUAUGGAAAUUUGGGGCCAUUACCCUGCUGACUGAGGUACAGUAUUACAUUUAGCAACUAAUGUGAAAACUGCCCAAAUGUAUAGCUUUGUUUGUUUUAAAUGUUAUUCUGUUGUUGCAUUCUCAAUGUUACGGAGUUUGAGUGGUUAUUCAUAAAUCAGAUAGAAAAUAUGAAGACGGAUU